UGCCAUGGCCCCCACGUUGCCCCUCCUUCUGCUGCUGUGGCUCCAGGGCCGUGUAUCAGGUGCACCUGCUGAAAGCGUGUACUCCAGAGUGAAGCACCUUGAAGGGGAGACCCUGUCUGUACAGUGCUCCUACAAAAGCCGCAAAAACCACGUGGAGGGAAAGGUUUGGUGCAAAAUCAGGAGGAACAAAUGCGAGCCUAGGUUCACCCGGGUCGGGGCCCAGGGGCCGCGCUACCUGCUGCAGGAUGACGUCAAGGCCAGGGUGGUCUACGUCACCAUGGCGGCCCUCCGACGUCAGGACUCUGGCCGGUACUGGUGCAUGCGCAAUAGCUCCGGGACCCUCUACCCUUUAAUGGGCUUCCAGCUGGAAGUGUCUCCAGCCCCCACAACCAAGAGAAACACUCCACUCACACACCUGGCCAACAUCCUUAAGAGUGACGUUGUCAUCACAACGGACAUCACGACGGACCAACCCCUGACCAGUGAGCCGGUGUUCAAACCAGGACUCUUCACGUUGGCCAGACUCUGGCCUUCCACUACUUUCGGGACCAUCAGGCUGAGUUCCAUGACAGGCUAUAGCUUCACUAGCACCGGCACCUCCCCCACGGGGCCCAGCAGGACUACAGAGUCCCAGACAGCAUCUCCUAGCCAUGCUGCCCCGAUGCCUACCCCCACCGAGGCUGGGCGCCUGCGCACCGGAUCGCCCACUGCGGGGAUGUGCCACACCAGCAGAUCUCUCCUCAACGAAUUAUCCCCCAUCAGGCCCCAGGAUCCUUACCUAGUUGUGGUGUUUGUGGUGCUGGUGUUUGGGUUCCUUCUGUUGCUUGCGGUGCUGAUCGUGGGUUAUGGGUCCUGGAAGAAGAGACACAUGGGAAGCUACAGCAUCUGCAGCAACCCUGCUAGACCCUGGAAGGACCUACCCAGAAGACCAGAGCCACUGUGGAAUCCUGCGUGGUCCUAG
Molecule: messenger RNA, 961 nt
Organism: Condylura cristata (star-nosed mole)
Lineage: Eukaryota; Metazoa; Chordata; Mammalia; Eulipotyphla; Talpidae
Gene: TREML2
Product: triggering receptor expressed on myeloid cells-like 2
Exons: 5
Coding region: 5-961 (318 amino acids)
Biological process (GO): T cell activation
Cellular component (GO): cell surface
Molecular function (GO): signaling receptor activity
Source: RefSeq, a predicted model, not a curated record